UUUUCAACCAAAAAUAAGUACCAUAAACAUUACUACUAUAAUGUAACCUACAUAUCCUCAGCGCACAAUCACACAGACUAAUCUCUCGAGUUAGAUAAGACCAUAAUAUAUGACCAAAUAUUUUGUUUAGAGUUUUAAUCUUUUUUUUUUGAAAGGAGUUUAGAGUUUUAAUCUUAUUGCAGUUCUAUGACUGAAUUCGAAACCAAAACCUAUGAUUACGCGCAUUUUGGAAACAUAACUAGUAUAUAUAAACCAAACCAAAACAUACCAUUCUCCAUCAUUUUUUCAUUUUCACAAUCUUCUCUUAAGAAUGUCAAACAUGCAUUACAUUUUCAGCAUGUUGUUAUUUCUUCUUCUUCUUGUACAAAAUCUGACCACAAUACAUUGUCAUACAAAAGGAAUUCGACCGAUACGUUCUGCUCGAAACGGUUUAUCAACCUACAAUACAACAAGAGCAGACUUAGCAGAACAACAAUUCAUGAAAUGGGUGAGUUUUGUUGGUGGUCUCAAACACACUGUUUACAAGGCUGCAAAAAAUAAGCUAUUUGCUUCUUAUACUUUGCACGUUGAUAAGAAUCCUUCUUUUGGAGAUUUUGAUACAAUUCAAAAUGCCAUUGAUUCUCUUCCUUCCAUCAAUCUUGUUAGAGUUGUCAUCAAGGUUCAUGCAGGAGUUUACACGGAGAAAGUUAACAUUCCUCCUUUAAAAUCCUUCAUAACCAUAGAAGGAGAUGGUGCAGAUACAACAAUUGUUCAAUGGGGUGACACUGCUGCAACACCUGGUCCAAGAGGGAAUCCAUUGGGAACAUAUGGUUCAGCAACUUUUGCAGUUAAUUCACCUUAUUUCAUUGCCAAGAACAUCACAUUCAAAAACACUUUUCCUCUUCCUGCACCUGGAGCAAUUGGAAAACAAGCAGUAGCAUUUAGAAUUUCAGCAGACACAGCAUCAUUCUUAGGGUGUAGAUUUUUGGGAGCACAAGAUACACUUUAUGAUCAUAUUGGUAGACAUUACUAUAAAGAUUGUUACAUUGAAGGUUCUGUUGAUUUCAUAUUUGGCAAUGCUCUUUCUCUAUUUGAGGGAUGUCACGUGCAUGCAAUAGCAAGAAAUACAGGAGCACUAACAGCACAAGGAAGGAGCAGUAUGUUACAAGACACAGGUUUCUCAUUUGUAAACUGUAAGGUCACGGGGUCAGGAGCACUAUACCUUGGAAGAGCUUGGGGUCCUUUUUCACGAGUUGUCUUUGCUUAUACAUAUAUGGACAAUAUCAUCAUUCCUAAAGGGUGGUAUAAUUGGGGUGAUCCUAACCGUGAAAUGACUGUAUUCUAUGGACAAUACAAAUGCACAGGACCUGGAGCAAGUUUUGCAGGGAGAGUAUCAUGGUCAAGAGAACUCACUGAUGAAGAAGCUAGACCUUUUCUUUCACUUACUUUUAUUGAUGGGACUGAAUGGAUCAAUUUUUAGUUUAAUCAUACACAUUGAUUGUUUAUUAAUUUUUCAUAAUAUAGUUUAUUUUCUUGGUGGAA
Medicago truncatula (barrel medic) is the source of this 1521-nucleotide messenger RNA. Its product is annotated as probable pectinesterase 53. The record is from RefSeq and is a predicted model, not a curated record. Gene Ontology annotation, biological process: cell wall modification; pectin catabolic process. Bases 311 to 1459 code for a protein of 382 amino acids. Lineage: Eukaryota; Viridiplantae; Streptophyta; Magnoliopsida; Fabales; Fabaceae. The transcript has 5 exons. Gene Ontology annotation, molecular function: pectinesterase activity.